Messenger RNA from Budorcas taxicolor (takin), 1383 nucleotides. It is a transcript of the gene NUP42, whose product is annotated as nucleoporin 42. Gene Ontology annotation, molecular function: nuclear export signal receptor activity; metal ion binding. The transcript is spliced from 7 exons. Lineage: Eukaryota; Metazoa; Chordata; Mammalia; Artiodactyla; Bovidae. Gene Ontology annotation, cellular component: nuclear envelope. Bases 60 to 1322 code for a protein of 420 amino acids. The record is from RefSeq and is a predicted model, not a curated record.
CUGGGCUCUGCUCGCUGAGGGUGCCGAAUAAAGACCGCUCCGUUCGCGACACCGUCGCCAUGACCAUUUGUCAGUUCUUCCUGCAAGGCCGCUGCCGCUUCGGAGACCGGUGCUGGAACGAACAUCCCGGCGCCAGGGGUGCGGGCGGAGGACGGCAGCAGCAGCCCUCAGGUAGUAACAGACGAGGAUGGAAUACCACCAGUCAGAGAUAUUCCAAUGUUAUCCAGCCAUCCAGUUUCUCCAAGCCUACACCAUGGGGGGGCAGCAGAGAUCAAGAAAAGCCAUCUUUUGCUGCUUUUGAUUCUGGAGAGUCUGCUAGCAAGAACAGGGGAUUUGGCUUAUCUCAGAACCCAUUUGCUUCACCUGGCUCUGAUGACCAGAAAGAUGAUAAGAAGCUUCUGGAAGGUAUUGUUAAAGAUAUGGAGGUUUGGGAAUCAUCAGGGCAGUGGAUGUUUUCUGUUUAUUCACCGGUGAAAAAGAAACCGAAUAUUUCAGGUUUUACAGACAUUUCACCAGAGGAGUUGAGACUUGAAUACCAUAACUUCUUAACCAGCAAUAACUUACAGAGUUAUCUAAAUUCUGUCCAGCAGUUAAUAAAUCAGUGGAGGAACAGGGUGAAUGAACUGAAAAGUCUAAAUACAUCAACUGCAAUAGCUUUGCUGUCCGAUUUACAGGAUGGAAUGAAUCAAGCAGCACCUUCAUUUGGAUUUGGCAAUAGGCAAACAGUAACAUUUGGGUCACCAGGUUUUCCAGUGAAUAACAGCAGCAGCAACAGUGCUCAGAAUUUUAGUUUCAAACCAAGCUCUGGAUUUGCUACAGCCUCUUCUGGAAGCCCUCCUGUGUUUGGGAAUACUCCUGCAUUUGGAGCUGUACCUGCUGCCAGUUCUGCCAUCACUGCUGCUACUCCGACUUUUGGCCUUAGGAAACCCGAAAUCACAUCUGCUUCUUCAUUUUCAUUUAAAACCCCUGCAGCUUCUGGUUUUGGGUCAUCUGGAUUUUCAGGAUUUUCACCUUCUAUGGCAGCAAGCCCUGUUGGAUCUCCAGUGGCCCCAGCCUUUGGAAAUGGCAGUUCUGCAGCUGGUUUUGGUAGUCCAGGCUCACAGCCUCACACUGCUUUCUCUAAGUCAUCCAGUGACACCUUUGGAAACAGCAGCGUACCUGCCUCUCUCUCAUUCUCGCUUGGCAGUACCACAACAGAUAAUGCAUUAUUCACACCCAAGGAUCAACUAACAGCAGAAGAACUGGAACAAUUUCAAUCCAAGAAAUUUACUCUGGGAAAAAUUCCAUUAAAGCCACCACCUGUGGAACUUCUAAAUAUUUAAAAGGACAAUUUUAAAUACAGAAAAAAAAAACCAGCUUUUAAAAUUGUUUUGAGUGGUUCAU